This is a messenger RNA of Paralichthys olivaceus (Japanese flounder), 5564 nucleotides long. Its product is annotated as signal transducer and activator of transcription 5B-like. Gene Ontology annotation, molecular function: DNA-binding transcription factor activity, RNA polymerase II-specific; RNA polymerase II cis-regulatory region sequence-specific DNA binding. NCBI's taxonomy places the organism in Eukaryota, Metazoa, Chordata, Actinopteri, Pleuronectiformes, Paralichthyidae. Gene Ontology annotation, biological process: response to peptide hormone; cytokine-mediated signaling pathway; regulation of transcription by RNA polymerase II. The record is from RefSeq and is a predicted model, not a curated record.
UCGGUGCUGGUCAACAACAGCUGCUUUACCAGAAACCAGGAGGCGUUAAAGUUGGCGAUGUGACAAGUACGAGAACCGAGCUGUGAGAUCAUUAAUAGUGUGUGUGAGUGAGUGAGAGUGUGUGUGAGUGUGUGUGUGCUGCUCGUCCAUGCUGCAGCUCUGAGCUGCUGCAGCCUCUGAAGGGAGCACCAUGGCAAUGUGGAUCCAGGCCCAGCAGCUCCAGGGUGAGGCAUUGCACCAGAUGCAGGCGCUGUAUGGCCAGCACUUUCCCAUCGAGGUGCGGCACUACCUGGCCCAGUGGAUUGAGAGCCAGCUCUGGGAUUCCGUGGAGUUGGACAACCCAGCGGAAGAGGCCAAAGCCAAGCGUCUGCUGGACAACUUGGUGACCGAGCUUCAGAGGAGAGCCCAACUUCAGGGAGGAGAGGACGGUUUUCUGCUCAAGAUCAAGUUGGGCCACUAUGCCAACCAGCUCAAGAGUACUUAUGACCGCUGUCCUUUGGAGCUGGUGCGCUGCAUUAAACACAUCCUGCACUCAGAGCAGAGGCUGGUUCAAGAAGCCACAAAUGCCAGCUCUGAGACUGGUGGCCAGGCUAUGGACAGCCUGUCACAGCGCCACCAACAGAUCAACCAGUCUUUUGAGGAACUUCGUUUGGCAACACAGGAGACUGAGAACGAACUGAGAAAGCUGCAGCACAGCCAGGAGUACUUCAUCAUCCAGUACCAGGAGAACCUUCGUAUCCAGGCACAGCUCAGCAAUGUGUCUUCACUGCCUCCAGCCGAGCGCACCCAGCGAGAGACCACCCUACAGAGCAAGAGGGCCACUGUGGAGGCCUGGCUCACUAGAGAGGCCAGCACACUACAGAAAUACAGGCUUGACCUGUCAGAGCAACACCAGAAGACCCUGGGUCUGUUGAGGAAGCAGCAAACUUUAAUCCUUGAUGAGGAGCUCAUCCAGUGGAAGAGGAGGCAGCAGCUGGCUGGCAAUGGGGGUCCCCAUGAGGGGGGACUGGAUGUCCUCCAGUCCUGGUGUGAGAAGCUGGCUGACCUCAUCUGGCAGAACCGGCAGCAGAUCCGGCGCUGUGAGCAUCUAACCCAACAGCUCCCCCUGCCAGGCCCGAUGGAAGAGCUGCUGAGCAAGCUCAAUGGUGACAUCACUGAUAUCAUCUCUGCCCUGGUUACCAGCACCUUCAUCAUUGAAAAGCAGCCACCCCAGGUGUUAAAGACCCAGACCAAGUUUGCAGCCACUGUGCGCCUUCUGGUGGGCGGAAAACUGAAUGUCCACAUGAACCCGCCACAGGUCAAGGCUGUCAUUGUCAGUGAGCAGCAGGCCAAAGCUCUGCUGAAGAAUGAGAGCACACACAGCGAAAGCAGUGGAGAAAUCCUCAACAACAACUGUGUGAUGGAAUACCACCAGGCCACUGGCACCCUCAGUGCACACUUCAGAAACAUGUCACUGAAACGGAUCAAGCGUUCUGACCGUCGAGGUGCAGAGUCAGUGACAGAGGAGAAGUUCACAGUUCUGUUUGAAUCACAGUUCAGCGUCGGGGGAAAUGAACUCGUCUUCCAUGUCAAAACCUUAUCACUCCCUGUGGUAGUGAUCGUCCAUGGCAGUCAGGACAACAAUGCCACAGCAACAGUCCUGUGGGACAAUGCCUUUGCUGAGCCGGGCAGGGUGCCGUUCAUCGUGCCAGACAGGGUGCUAUGGCCCCAGCUGUGUGAGGCCCUGGAUAUGAAGUACAAGGCGGAAAUGCACAGCGGGCGUGGCCUUUCAGAGGAUAACCUGGUCUUCCUGGCACAAAAGGCGUUUUCAAGCAGCAGCAACAACCCUGAGGACUACAGCAACAUGAGCAUUUCUUGGGCCCAGUUCAAUCGGGAGAGCUUACCUGGACGCAACUUCACCUUCUGGCAGUGGUUUGAUGGAGUUGUUGAGCUCAUGAAGAAACAUCUCAAGCCUCACUGGAAUGAUGGUGCCAUCCUGGGCUUUGUAAACAAGCAGCAGGCACAGGACAUGUUGUUGUCCAAACCCAACGGCACCUUUCUGCUGCGAUUCAGUGACUCUGAGAUUGGAGGCAUCACCAUCGCCUGGGUGGCUGAGAAUCCCAACAAAUCAGGGGAGAGGUUGGUGUGGAAUCUGUUACCUUACACAACCAAGGACUUCUCCAUUCGCUCCCUGGCUGAUCGCAUCAGUGACCUGAACCACCUUCUGUUUCUCUAUCCUGACCAGCCCAAGGAUGAGGUUUUUGCCAAGUACUACACCCCUCCACUCUCAAAAGCAGUGGAUGGAUACGUAAAACCACAGAUCAAACAAGUUGUGCCAGAAUUUACCACCCCAAACCCUGAACCCAGCGGAGCAACUCCUACAUUCAUGGACCAUACAGCUUCUCCCUCUGUGAGCCACCCCAACAACUUCAGUGUUUACCCACCUAUUAGUGACACAAUGUUGGAUGCAGAUGGAGACUUUGACCUGGAGGACACGAUGGAUGUGGCCCGUCAUGUGGAGGAACUGCUCCGCAGGCCCAUGGCCAACCAGUGGAGCAGCCAGCAGUCCUGAACCUGAAACCUGAUACUGCUGCACACCUUCAGGUCUACUCCAUCUUAUCCACCCCUUUAAUUCUCUCUGAACUGCAGCCAGAUUAAGAUAUGUCCUAUGUUCAUUAGUCCCUCUGACAGAUCCACAUUACAGUUCUCAACCAUCAUGUUUAAGCUGCCCACAGCUCCGUGGAGAUAGCAAACCAUGUUUUCAAGAGUCAGCGUUACUGGCAUUGGACAGACGACAGCGACUGGUCUUAUCUCCACCCAUCAUAGUUUCUCAGGACGGUCAUGUACAGCUGGUAUGGGGCAAUGGGAUUUUUAUGCAGUUCGUUUUUAUGUGUACUUUACAUUCAUAUGUGCCUGAUGAGCUUUUAGCUGGCACAAUGAUACUUUUGCAUAAGAAUUUAAAGUAUACAAAUUACUGUCUCUUCAAAUGAUUUUUAAAUGUUCUCAUUUCCUUCUACACAGUUAACAUUGGACUGAAUGCAGACAAUCAGACUCUCUUCUCUAUAACAGGAGCUAUUUGUCAAUAAUGAUAGUUGUAUAAUUAGUAGUAUAUAUCUAGUAGUAAAUCCAUAAAAAAGUAUGCAACUUUAGCUGAACCUCAGCCACUGUGAACACCAGCAGUAUUUAGAGUAUAAAUCAACAACCAUUCCUCCCAUGUAGGUGCAGCGUAGUUACUGCUGUGUCAUUGGCUUUAGACAGGUUUAAACCUGUGACGCUGGAAACCAAAUCAAGUGGUGUCCUCAUCCUAACUCCAGUGUCCUGGGAAGCUGAACAACAGACAACCGUUUUAUACAGACAUGGUUCAUGUCUGGUUUGAAGUUUGAACCUGGUGGAACUAGAGUUUCUGUCAUUGAGCUGAGAGUAAUCACUGGUCAUGUUUCCAGUUGGGAUCUCUGGUUCUUUCACUUGCUUCUCUUACUGUUUGCUUGUUUUCUGGUUUAUGAUCGAUUUACACACCGACCAACACCCCUGCUUAUAGAAAGUGGUCGGAGGUCAAAGAGACAGAUGAAAGCAAAAGCACAAAAAUAAUAAACAUCAAAUAAGACUGUCAGCCACAUCAUCAUUUUGUAGUAUUUAAUAGUGAAUGCUCAGUAGUAUUAUAGUGAAUUUGACUCAGCAAUCAGAUUCAACUCAGACAGUCCUUAUUUAGCUGAACCAGUUCAAAACCUUAGCUGAGCUUUUCAGAUGUUAGGUGACACAGCUUCAGUCUCUGUGUGUUUGCAGUUUUCUGUAACACACUAAAACAAAGCAGUGAAUGAUUAACAGCAGUUAUAAAACUUCAUACAGACAUUUCAAGACUUCAAGAAUUCCCCUCUUUUAUUCUGGAUGUCAGAUUCAUAUGUCAGAGGUUCAUAAUGUAGUCUUACAUUUUACUUAACAUGCUUAACAAUUACUGUAUUAAUCUCUUCACCCUGUGGGGAUCUGUGAACAUGCUUUCUUUUCUACGAUAUGACAAUGUGCAGUCCCCAUUGGGCCCAGUCCCCUGAAAAUCAGUGCGGCUUCACCUGUCACUUAGUGUUUUUAGAUGGAGUGUAUUCUUACUCUGUACGUUACAUGCUGUCAAUCAUGAUUCAACAGAAUAACUUGAAGUGGUCUUGAAUGUAAAAUUCCGGGUGUCUGAUUUUCAUUUCUGUCCAAACCCAAACUGAGCUUGACUUUCACACUCAACUACAACUUGUCUAUCAAGUUCAACAAUUUAUUUUGAUUCAAAUAUUUUAAUUUAAAGGCACUCUGCCCUAACCACAAAUAAUAAAUGCUAUCAUUUUUCAGACUAAACUCAAACAUCUACUGUUUUGUGGAAAUGGGACUGACUUAAAGAUCAUAAAUGUUCCACAAUGGAGUCAAAAUGUUGAGACCACUUUUUGACUUUGUGUAUAAAUAUAUAUUUUCAGAAUGGAACCUUCCGUAUAUGGUAGUGUGUGAUAAGCUUAGUUAUCUGUCAGUGGAUUCUAUUCACCUCACACUUUAUGAUAAGCCAUACUACUUAAUAAUACAUCUUCUCAGCCAUAAAUUAUGAGACAGCAGCUCAGGUCUGUAACUAAAAAAUGUUUUUUUCAUUUAUUAUUUCAAUUAAUUCUUUGGUCCAAAAAAUGUAAAGAAAAUUUGAAAAAUCACAAUUAUUUACACUCAGAUUCCCAAAAGCCCAGAGUUAUAUCUUUGUGCACCUGUGCACAGUUCAAAAACAUUCAGUUUACUGUAACAUACAUCCCCACAUAUGAGAGGAUGUAACUGAUUUCAUUUUAUUUUAUUGCUAAUGGAUCUUUUGUAGAUCAAAUAAAUAGCCGCUCCCGUUCUGAUCAUGUGUGCAUUGCCUCUGAAACCAGAGUACAACCUCAGCUGGAGUUUGUCCGUUCUGCUCAUUAUGAUCAUGAUGAUGUUACUCUUUUUCUAGCUUCUCUUUUAUCCUCAAAUAACCUUCAGUAAACAUUUCUCCUCAGAGAAGCUUUUGUGUGGAGAUUUAACGGCUCAGUAGAUCUGUCUGUGCCUUUUGGAUUGCUAAGGACACCACUGACAAUCCACACAUUUGAAAGCCAUUGUCCAUAACACUGUACUACUACCAGUAGCAACCAAGGAAUGUCAAAUCUCUCAUAGAACACAACUCACCCAUUAUGAAGUUAACACAGCAAACCUCAGGAAAGUCACUGUGGAAAAGACAGUUUCGUCCAAAUCAACCCAAUGAUUUGAGUGUAGAUGGGGAUACUAUGUAACUCUUGUGCUACCUUUACCUCUUAUGCUUAUUGUGAAAUAAAUGCUGAAACACAAACUUUGAUUGUGUACCAAUUCAAAAGACAAGUGAACAAGCACUUUUUUGCUCACACCAGCCUUUACGCUAUUUGUACUGAUGCAGUGAUUCACCUUUUUGUCCUUGAAUCAACCAAAUGUGUGUAUCCAGCUCACUGCUGCUGUGUUUGUUCGCUGGCUUCUGUACAGUCUGCCUGAUGUACUUCCACAUUGUGCUACAGUUUACUGGAAAUUUGGUGUUUUGAUUUGACAUGGAAAUAAACGUUUUUUUUUAAUGAACUCAA